This is a messenger RNA of Pongo pygmaeus (Bornean orangutan), 4578 nucleotides long. RefSeq names its product deleted in azoospermia protein 1-like. Lineage: Eukaryota; Metazoa; Chordata; Mammalia; Primates; Hominidae. Gene Ontology annotation, biological process: 3'-UTR-mediated mRNA stabilization; positive regulation of translational initiation. The coding region runs from base 230 to 2587 and encodes 785 amino acids. Gene Ontology annotation, molecular function: protein binding; translation activator activity; mRNA 3'-UTR binding. The record is from RefSeq and is a predicted model, not a curated record. The transcript is spliced from 29 exons. Gene Ontology annotation, cellular component: cytoplasm.
GAGGCCCCCGGUCCACGCCUCAGUCGGCCUGCGCGCCUCAGCCUGGCGGUUCUACCUCCGAGGGUUCACCCGCCCUUGGUUUUCCUUACACCUUCGCCUUUGGCUCCUUUGACCACUCGAAGCCCCACAGCGGGUUCCAGCGGACUUCACCAGCGGACCCAGAAGUGGUGGGUGAAACACAGCCUCUGUUCCUCCUUGAGCCUGUGGGGAGCUGCUGCCUGCCGCCAUCAUGUCUGCUGCAAAUCCUGAGACUCCCAACUCAACCAUCUGCAGAGAGGCCAGCACCCAGUCUUCAUCAGCUGCCGCUAGCCAAGGCUGGGUCUUACCAGAAGGCAAAAUCAUGCCAAACACUGUUUUUGUUGGUGGAAUUGAUGAUAGGACGGAUGAAGCUGAGAUCAGAAGCUGCUUUGGUAGACACGGUUCAGUGAAAGAAGUGAAGAUGAUCACGAAUCGAAGUGGUGUGUCCAAAGGCUAUGGAUUUGUUUCAUUUGUUGAUGACGUGGAUGUCCAGAAGAUAGUAGAAUCACAGAUACAUCUCCAGGGUAAAAAGCUGAAGCUGGGCCCUGCAAUCAGGAAACAAAAGUUCUGUGCUCGUCAUGUGCAGCCAUGUCCUUUGGUAUUUAAUCCUCCUCCUCCACCACAGUUUCAGAACGUCUGGAGGAAUCCAAACACUGAAACUUGCCUGCAGCCCCUAAUCACGCUGAAUCCUGUAACUCAGUACGUUCAGUCUGCUGCAAAUCCUGAGACUCCCAACUCAACCACCUGCAGAGAGGCCAGCACCCAGUCUUCAUCAGCUGCGGCUAGCCAAGGCUGGGUUUUACCAGAAGGCAAAAUCAUGCCAAACACUGUUUUUGUUGGUGGAAUUGAUGAUAGGACGGAUGAAACUGAGAUCAGAAGCUGCUUUGGUAGAUACGGUUCAGUGAAAGAAGUGAAGAUAAUCACGAAUCGAAGUGGUGUGUCCAAAGGCUAUGGAUUUGUUUCAUUUGUUGAUGAUGUGGAUGUCCAGAAGAUAGUAGAGUCACAGAUACAUCUCCAGGGUAAAAAGCUGAAGCUGGGCCCUGCAAUCAGGAAACAAAAGUUCUGUGCUCGUCAUGUGCAGCCAUGUCCUUUGGUAUUUAAUCCUCCUCCUCCACCACAGUUUCAGAACGUCUGGAGGAAUCCAAACACUGAAACUUGCCUGCAGCCCCUAAUCACGCUGAAUCCUGUAACUCAGUACGUUCAGAUGCCACCACAGCGGCCUGUUGGGGAGCAAAGGAGUUAUGCUGUACCUCAGUCUGCUGCAAAUCCUGAGACUCCCAACUCAACCACCUGCAGAGAGGCCAGCACCCAGUCUUCAUCAGCUGCCGCUAGCCAAGGCUGGGUUUUACCAGAAGGCAAAAUCAUGCCAAACACUGUUUUCGUUGGUGGAAUUGAUGAUAGGACGGAUGAAACUGAGAUCAGAAGCUGCUUAGGUAGAUACGGUUCAGUGAAAGAAGUGAAGAUAAUCACAAAUCGAAGUGGUGUGUCCAAAGGCUAUGGAUUUGUUUCAUUUGUUGAUGACGUGGAUGUCCAGAAGAUAGUAGAGUCACAGAUACAUCUCCAGGGUAAAAAGCUGAAGCUGGGCCCUGCAAUCAGGAAACAAAAGUUCUGCGCUCGUCUUGUGCAGCCACGUCCUUUGGUAUUAAAUCCUCCUCCUCCACCACAGUUUCAGAACAUCUGGAGGAAUGCAAACACUGAAACUUGCCUGCAGCCCCUAAUCACGCUGAAUCCUAUAACUCAGUACGUUCAGGCUUAUUCUACUUAUCCAGAUUCACCAGAUCAAUUUAUAUCUAUAAAUUCCGUCAUCCCUGGAUAUCAGUUGCCUGUAUAUAAUUAUCAGGCAUAUCGUACUUAUCCAAAUGCACCAGUUCAGGUCAUCACUAGAUAUCAGUCGCCUGUAUAUAAUUAUCAGGCUUAUUCUACUUAUCCAGAUUCACCAGGUCAAUUUACAUCUAUAAAUUCCGUCAUCCCUGGAUAUCAGUUGCCUGUAUAUAAUUAUCAGGCAUAUCGUACUUAUCCAAAUGCACCAGUUCAGGUCAUCACUAGAUAUCAGUCGCCUGUAUAUAAUUAUCAGGCUUAUUCUACUUAUCCAGAUUCACCAGGUCAAUUUACAUCUAUAAAUUCCGUCAUCCCUGGAUAUCAGUUGCCUGUAUAUAAUUAUCAGGCAUAUCGUACUUAUCCAAAUGCACCAGUUCAGGUCAUCACUAGAUAUCAGUCGCCUGUAUAUAAUUAUCAGGCUUAUUCUACUUAUCCAGAUUCACCAGGUCAAUUUACAUCUAUAAAUUCCGUCAUCCCUGGAUAUCAGUUGCCUGUAUAUAAUUAUCAGGCAUAUCGUACUUAUCCAAAUGCACCAGUUCAGGUCAUCACUAGAUAUCAGUCGCCUGUAUAUAAUUAUCAGGCAUUUCCUGCUUAUCCAAAUUCACCAAUUCAGGUCACCACUGGAUAUCAGUUGCCUGUAUAUAAUUAUCAGAUGCCACUGCAGUGGCCUGUUGCGGAGCAAAGGAGAAAUCUGUGGACCGAAGCAUACAGAUGGUGGUAUCUUGUCUGUUUAAUCCAGAGAGCAGACUGAUAAAUUCUGUUGUUACUCAAGAUGACUACUUCAAGGAUAAAAGAGUGCAUCGCUUCAGAAGAAGUUUGACAGUAUUUAAAUCUGUUUGAUCCUCUCAGCUGUCUAGUUCUGUGGGAAGUUGGUGGUUUUGAAUAUUAAGCUAAAAGUUUUCCACUGUUCCAGAAAUUCUGAAUUUUGGUAAAUCACACUGAAACUUUCUGUAUAAGUUGUAUUAUUAGACUCUCUAGUUUUAUCUUACAUUGAAACUGUUCUUCCUUAGAUGUUUAUUUAGAACCUGGUUCUGUGUUUAAUAUAUAGUUUAAAGUAAAAAAUAAUUGAGACUGAAAGAAUGUUAAGAUUUAUCUGCAAGGAUUUUUAAAAAAAUGAAAUUUGCAUUUUAAGUGUUUAAAAGCAAAUACUGAUUUUCAAAAACAAGUUUUUAAAACCUGAUUUGAAAGCUAAGAAUUUUGAUAGUCCGAACACAAGCAUUUCACUUCUCCAAGAAGUACCUGUGAACAGUACAGUAUUUCAGUAUUGAGCUUUGCAUUUAUGAUUUAUCUAGAAAUUUACCUGAAAAGCAGAAUUUUUAAAACUGCAUUUUUAAUCAGUGGAACUCAAUGUAUAAUUAGCUUUAUUGAAGUCUUCUUAUCCAAACCCAGUAAAACAGAUUCUAAGCAAACAGUCCAGUCAGUGAAUCAUAAUGUUUGUUCAAAGUAUGUUAUCUUUUAUCUAGAAUCCACACAUAUAUAUAUAUAUAUAUAUAUAUCCAAUUCGAUUGGGAUAGUAAUUAGGUAACUAAAAUUCUGGGCCUAAUUUUUUAAAGAAUCCAAGGCAAACUAAACUUUACUAGGUAUAUAACCUUCUCAAUGAGUUACCAUUCUUCGUUUUUAUUAAAAAAAAAUUGUUCCUUGAAAUGCUAAACUUAAUGGCUGUAUGUGAAAUUUGCAAAAUAACUGGUAUUAAAGAACGCUGCAACUUUUUUAUGUCACUCAAAGAUUAAUCAGGAAUUGCUUUUAUAAAAACAUUGAAGUAUUAGUUACUUGCUAUAAAUAGAUUUUUAUUUUUGUUGUUUAGCCUGUUAUAUUUCAUUUUGUAAAAUAAAAUAUGUCCAGAGGAGACAAAAUAGGUAGUUUUGAUAUUUCUAAAUCACAAAAGUUGUUUAGUAAGUAUAUCUUAAGAAUCUGCUAGAGUUAAAGUUAACGUUGUUUCUAGAUUAGGUAGUGUCCUCAUUUUAUAUUGUGACCACACAGCUAGAGCACCGGAGCCCUUUUGCUAUACUCACAGUCUUUUUUUCCCAGCCUCUUUUACUAGUCUUUCAGGAGGUUUGCUCUUAGGACUGGUGAUGUAAAGAAUGGAAGUAGCUGUAUGAGCAGUUCAAGGGCCAAGCCGUGGAAUGGUAGCAAUGGGAUAUAAUACCUUUCUGAGGGAAACAUUUGUAUCAGUAUCAUUUGAUCUGCCAUGGACAUGAGUUUAAAGUGGCUUUCUGGCCCUUCUUUCAAUGGCUUCUUCCCUAAAACAUGGAGACUCUUAAGUUAAUGUAGUUACUAUGGGCCAUAUUAGUAAUGCCCACUGGGGUCUAUGAUUUCUCAACAUUUUCAUUCUGAAUCUGAAGGAGAGAGUAUUUUAACUUUAGAAUUCUCAAGAGGGCUUUAUUACACCUCAGAAAUCAAAAGCACCAUGAAUUUGUCCAUUAAAAAUCACCCAUAGUUUUUUUAGUGCUUUAACAUUCUGAUGUACAUCAUUCUGUGAUUAAAUCUCCAGAUUUCUAUAAAUGAUACCUAUAUUCUAAAGAGCUAAUUUGGAUUAUUCCGAUAUGACCUUAAGGAAAAGUAAGGGAAUAAAUUUUUGUCUUUGUUGGAGUGAAGUAUUUAAAAGCGUAAGGUAAAAGAGAUAUUAAGUCCUAAACCUUUCAAAAUGGAAAAUUAAUUCUGAACUUAGAAAAAUGUUUCUGCUACCUGUUGCUGAUACUGUCUUUGCAUAAAUGAAUAAAAAUAAACUUUUUUUCUUCAAAA